ACUCCCCGCUGCGGUUCGCCAAGCCUAUCGAGCCUAGCACAGCGAUCAUCGAUUCUUCCUGACAUCUUUCCGCCGACAGACCGAAGUCACCCAACUGGCAUCUCUCUUAUUCGUUUCACUCCUUCAAAGCCAUACAGAUAGAUUCACAAGCACACGAGAACGCGUUGUCCUGAGCGAGGAUGUUUGAGUGCUAUUGCUGUACGCGCACUUUUCGCACUCGCCAAUCUCGUGACCAGCACAUGGAUGACACAGACCAUUGGAACGAGAGCUAUGAGUGCGACGGGUGCACAAGAGAAUUUAGUUCGCAGCAUGCCAAAGAGCAGCAUAUGACGGCUGUUGGACAUUGGAACGACAACUUUGAGUGCAACGGGUGCACAAGAGAAUUUAGUUCGCAGCGUGCCAAGGAGCAGCACAUGACAGCUGUCGGACAUUGGAGCCGUCACUACCAGACUAUGGGUACUGCAGCAAUCCAGCCCCUUCAAACUUCUACGACAGAGACUGGGGACAAUGUCCGAGAUAAUCAAACCAACGAAGAAGGAUCUAAACUUAAUGUCCUGGGACCUUCUGGAACCAAUACAUUAAGCCGGUAUCGGAGAAAACUCACGAGCUGCAUAUCGAAGUACGUCUACAGCUGUUCAGAUGUUCCCAGCUGACUUGUUCUUUAGCAUGUUCAAUCAAGCAGCCCACUCAGAUAUCAUCAUUUUGAUACAAGGCGUCUCACUACCGGCUCAUCGGUUUGUCAUCUGUCCUCAGAGCAUAUACUUAGAAGAAGCGUGCCAGCAAGCCUUCAGCAAAGAUGAACGGAUACUGAACUGUGAACAAGGAAGUGGUGCUGCAUAUUGGAGGGUCUUUGAGUAUCUAUAUACAGGCGGUUACAGUGACUGUUUGAACAACACUGAAGUCAAGG
Molecule: messenger RNA, 907 nt
Organism: Boeremia exigua
Lineage: Eukaryota; Fungi; Ascomycota; Dothideomycetes; Pleosporales; Didymellaceae
Exons: 1
Coding region: 180-653 (157 amino acids)
Source: RefSeq, a predicted model, not a curated record